Cladocopium goreaui is the source of this 3186-nucleotide messenger RNA. Lineage: Eukaryota; Dinophyceae; Suessiales; Symbiodiniaceae. The record is from the annotation of a GenBank genome assembly.
AUGGGAGCUGCAGUGACAACUCUGCAUCUGCUAGUCGCCUUAGCUGUGGCGAAUGACAGCGGGACAUGUGCAGCGGAUGGAACUUGCUAUAGCACAAGCUCGGACCAAGCCUGCCGUGACGUGCUUGAGGUCCUGCCUGCUGGAAGCAAGAAGAUCUGGACUCGAGAUCUCCCAGCUGUUGUGGCAGAUGCAAUUCCUGCCACAAAUUGGGACAUGAGGGCUUUCAGCUACGAGGGGAUGCGAAUGGAGUUUGGUGACACGGCCUUGAAGGUCUUUAGCCCGGCGCAAGCAGCGCUGCUGGACGGGCAAACCUCUCGCAUCCUUCCGUUGAGGAACAUUCUGUCCAAGUUGAAUGGUUCGCAGCAAAUCUAUGUCUUCGACAACGACUUCUUCCAAAAUGUCUCUGCAAAGGAGCUGGCACCGAUACCCGACUGGCUUCGGAUGUCCAAUGCCAAGGCGUUUCUGACGCUGGGAGGUCCACGGUCUGGAACGCAAUUUCAUGCCCAUGGUCCGGCCUUUCUACUCUUGGCCGCAGGGAAGAAACGUUGGUACCUGCACAGACCCGGCCAUUUUCCAAAUGCCUCGGUGGCUGCUUUGCAUCGUGCGAUGACUGUCUUUGAGUCAAAGGUCCUGCCCAACAUGAAAUCGCCCCCGUUACAAUGUGUACAGAGCGCGGGAGAUGCCAUUUUUGUCCCGGAUGGCUGGUCGCAUGCUACCAUCAAUGUGGAAGCGACCCUCGGGGUGGCCUGGCAGCGCACCACGUCCGAGAUCAACAGCUGCACUUCGGGCCAGGAUUAUUGGUGCCUGGCACAGGCCUUUUCGACCGCGGAGAAGUUGAGCCUGAAGAAGCAAGGCGAGCGCUACAAGGAACUCUUCCAAGAAGCGGAGCAACUGACCAAUGGUUUUCCUGUGGGCUUCCUUAGACACUUGACGCCAUAUUGGAAAGCAUCUUCUGAUGCGAAGGACACCUUCAAGAACCUUCGGGCAAAGGUCCUGAAGUUUUUGAAGGGAGCAAAGGAGAACUCCGACGAGGCAAUCCUGGCGGCGGCGUUGCUGAAACGUUUGGCGGACGUGCUAUUCACGGUGAGAGGGGAUGCGAGGCGGGCCUCUGAUCUCUUGGCUGCGGCGCAGAAAAAGGCACCAGAGGCAGGUUUAGGUGCGGCACUCGCGCGGCUGUUGGGGCAGCAAUAUCGUUGGAAGGAGGCUUCCCAUGCGCUGGAGACGCAUCUGGCACAUUUUCCCGAGGACUCGGGAGCAGCUUUGAUGUACGAACAGGCGCUGUUGAGGGAUGAAAGGGUUGUUUGCGCCAAUGAUGAAGAAGUUUCUGAGGUCGAACCGUGGCAGGCAUUGAACCUCCCUGCGGCAUACAUUUUUUUCUACGAGUUGGCGGCUCAGGCGACAGGUCGCCAUGCCAUGCCCAUCCAGCAGCGUUGCGAAGUGCCCCCGCUGCCGGUGAACUAUGCCUGGCGCGCGGGGCUCACGGAAUCGGUCGCCAAGAGUCUGCAGAAAUGCCUCAAGGCCUCUGGCCUUUGCGUGGUUCAUGGAGCGGGUGGCAUGGGCAAAACUGUGGCCACUUGUGCCACUAUCCAUCACGAAGAAUCCUUGUCAGAGAUGUUUCCUGACGGAGUGGCAUACGUCACCGUGGGCCAAGCACCAGAUCUUGUGAAUCUGCAAGCACAGCUGUUGCGGGCCUUUGGUGUUCAUGAGCCGCCCAGCGAUCUAUCGGAUGGCUAUGGCAAGCUGUUUGGUGCCCUGUCGGGUUUGAGAGCCCUGAUUGUUUUGGAUGAUGUAUGGAUUGCCCAACACCUCGAGCCGUUUGCUCCCCUGAGAGGUCGCCCAAAGUCAUGGCAAGGCAAUGCCGUACUCAUCACGACACGGAAAGCAGAUCUCUUGGCAGCCGAAGUGCUUCGCCUGGGUGAAAUCACUGAUGCCGAAGCCAAGCAACUCUUGGGCCUUGAAGGAGACGCGUCGUUGUCCAAACUCGCGAAGCUUUGCGCCCGAUCACCCUUGGCGCUCUCCAUCCUGGGCGCCACAGGGCGCAUGGAGAAGCGAUCUCACGGAGAUCAGAGGUCGAUCUUCACCUCCUUUUGCACUGAGCUUGCAGCGCAGGAAAAGGAGGAGCCAAACGCCAUCAAACGUUGCAUAGCCUUGGCGGCGAAGCGGCUGAGUCAAGAGGAGCGAGAGCUCUACUUGGGGAUGGCCGUGUUUCCAGACGACGUCCUGUUACCUGUGGCCGCUUUGCGUGUGAUCUUCCCCAGCAAGGAUCUGGGGGCCUUGACUCGCUUGGAAGAACUCCACCUCAUCCGUAUGGAGUGUCUCAGUGGUGGUGGAGAUGUUGACCAUCGCCGGGUCCGUUUGCAUGACUUGUCGCUGGAGUUUGUCAAAGACCAAGCUGCCAAAAAGGUGGCUGAGAAGAAACUCCAUCAGGAACUCAUUGAGAAUUACAGCGAGUGUUUGGAGGCUGCAGAAUCAACAAACGAGAGAAUUGCUCGAUGGAGGGAUACCGUGGAGUUUCGCCAAAUUACGACAAUGGUCAGUCAGAGCUGGAGCCCGGCAAAGAGUUCCAUGCCUGUUGGAGUCAUAGAGAAGGACACCGUCCUCUUUGCCGUCCCCAAGAAGGGAAGGAUCCACGAAGAUGUCAUGAAGAUUCUGAAGGGUUCAGGCUUCGACGCUAAACGUCCAGAUCGCUUGGAUGUGGCCAUGUGCAAGGAUCUCCCAAUCAAGCUGGUAUUCCUGCCUGCAGCCGACAUCCCAAGCUAUGUCAUGGAAGGCAACGUGGACAUUGGCAUUUCUGGAAGCGACAUGCUCGAAGAAGCAAUGAUUGAGGCCGGAUACUUGGACGACGAUGCACCAGUUGAGGUGGUGCUGAAGUUGGGCAUCGGAAAGUGCAAACUCUGUCUGCAAGCGCCGGUGCAUCUUUGUGAUAGACCGGCCAAAGACUUUGUCGGCAAGCGCGUUGUCACCUCCUUCCCUUCACUGACAAAGCGCUUCUUCGAUGGCUUGGCAAAGGACAGGCACGAUACUUACAUCAAGGAAGUCUCGGGAUCGGUGGAGGCAGCUUGCGGGCUGGGCCUGGCUGAUGCAGUGGUUGACCUGGUCGAAACUGGUACCACCAUGAAAGCUGCAGGUCUUGACAUUGUGGCCGAUGUCCUGGGGACUGAGGUGCGACCCCAGGAGUGGUUGUAA